This is a messenger RNA of Peronospora matthiolae, 576 nucleotides long. The record is from the annotation of a GenBank genome assembly. Lineage: Eukaryota; Oomycota; Peronosporomycetes; Peronosporales; Peronosporaceae.
AUGAACAAGAAACUACGGUCGAUACCUCAGAUCAACAAAAGCGGCAAGUUUCAAGUGGUGUUUGAUGUUGAAGAAAUGAAGAUUUCGCACAAAGGCUCCAAGCAAGUAAUGGCGAUGGCCGAUCUUGUGGAUGGCCUCUACUGGCUUCGUACAUCCCAAAGAUCCGUGAGCGCGGCUUCAGGACCAAGAGUCGGAAAACUUCAUGCGCGUAUGGGCCACGCACCGGUUGAUGUCUUGUGCAGGAUGGUCUCCAAGGGCAUGAUCAAGGACGUCGGGAUGCCAACAAAAUUGAGCGGAUCAAGCGUUUAUCGCGGUUGUCAAGAAGGAAAGAUGGUUCAACGACCGUUCCCAAGCAAUCCAAACAAGCGCCAGUAUGACCCGUUUGAGCUCCUGCACAUCGACACUUGUGGACCGAUGGAAGUCGACUCGCUGGGCGGAAGCCGAUACUCACUUCUGAUCGUCGAUGAAGGCAGUGGAUGUAUGAAAGGUUUCAGCCUGCGCGCCGAAUCCGACAGAGAAGCGUGCAUCAAGAAGUACAUCGCUGCGGUGCAGACACAAUUUGAAUACAAGGUCUAG